AUGGAUGAUGCUUCUCUGGAAAUCGAUGUUUCGGAUUCAGAAGAUUAUGGACGAGAAGUUUCUGAGGUUGGUGAACAAGAGAGUGAUGCAGAGGAAACAUUUGGUUUGGGACCUUUUCGUGGACAUGAUGUUGUGGAUACGUAUCGAUGGAAAGAAGCUCUUACGACCAUGAUAUCGUGGACACGAUUCGAUGAUCAGAUGUUCCGAUGGACAUAA
Molecule: messenger RNA, 216 nt
Organism: Arabis nemorensis
Lineage: Eukaryota; Viridiplantae; Streptophyta; Magnoliopsida; Brassicales; Brassicaceae
Source: the annotation of a GenBank genome assembly